Knipowitschia caucasica is the source of this 5535-nucleotide messenger RNA. The record is from the annotation of a GenBank genome assembly. NCBI's taxonomy places the organism in Eukaryota, Metazoa, Chordata, Actinopteri, Gobiiformes, Gobiidae.
AUGGCACAGUUCCCCACUACGUUCACAGGUCCAGAUGUGUAUCUGAUCUCAGUGGAUGAGAGAGCCAAACAUGAUCAGCAGUUCCACAGCCUCUCUCCCAAUGCUGGAGGUUUUAUCACAGGUGAUCAGGCUAGAAAUUUUUUUCUCCAGUCAGGACUCCCUCCUCCCGUUCUUGCCCAAAUCUGGGCUCUAGCCGACAUGAACAGUGAUGGCCGAAUGGAUAUUCACGAGUUUUCAAUUGCUAUGAAACUCAUCAAGCUAAAACUCCAAGGUCAUCCCCUGCCCCCCACACUUCCUCCAAGUAUGAAACAACCCUCUCUGUCGUUACCUCCACCGCCUGCCUUUGGUUUGCCCCCCAUAGCGUCAAUACCUGCUCCUCUACCUGUUGUCCCCCCUCUUCCUCUGCCUCCCCUUCCUGUGGGAGUGUCGCCCCCUCUUGUCUCAACUUCUCAACCUUCGUUAACCCAACCUAUUGCCAACGGUGCCCCUCCCUCAGCCAUCAUGCAGCCCAUCGCUGGUUUCCCCCAUGCACCACCCUCUGUCAACAAGUCUUCUUCCUUCAAUCGGUCAAGUACCAAAUUACAAAAAGGGCCAUCAUUUGACACUACUAGCAGUCAGGUCCAUGCCGUUCCUCCAGACUGGGCCGUCCCUCAGUCGUCAAGGCUUAAGUAUCGACAACUUUUUAAUUCACACGACAAGAUGAUGAGCGGCCAUCUCACAGGACCUCAAGCACGUACAAUUCUCAUGCAGUCCAGUCUUCCUCAAGGACAACUUGCCACAAUAUGGAGUUUGUCAGACAUAGACCAGGAUGGGAAACUAACUGCUGAGGAGUUCAUUUUGGCCAUGCACCUCAUUGAUAUGGCCAUGUCCGGUGUCCCGCUCCCUCCUGUGUUGCCUCCAGAAUACCUUCCCCCGACCUUUCGGCGUGUACGUAGUGACAGUGUGCAAUCUGACCAUAAGACUGUCCAAGAAGAAGUUGAAGAAGAGAUUGAGACCAAUCAAGACAAGAAACUACCAGUUACAUUUGAAGACAAGAAACGAGAGAAUUUUGAGCGAGGGAAUCUGGAGUUGGAGAAGCGGCGGCAGGCUCUCCAGGAGCAGCAGCGGAAAGAGCAGGAACGACUGGCUGCUCUGGAAAGGGAGGAGCUGGAGCGAAAGGAGCGUGAGCGGCUGGAGCAGGAGCGAAGGAGGCAGCAGGAGCUUGAAAAGCAGCUGGAGAAACAGAGGGAGAUCGAGAGGCAGCGAGAAGAAGAGAGGCGCAAAGAGAUAGAAAGGAGAGAGGCUGCCAAAAGGGAGUUGGAGCGUCAACGUCAGUUGGAAUGGGAGCGACAACGACGCCAGGAGCUUUUAAUUCAAAGAAACCGAGAGCAAGAAAGUAUUGUUCUGCUCAAAGCGAGGAAGAAGACUUUGGAGUUUGAGCUCGAAGCCCUGAAUGACAAAAAAACACAGCUUGAAGGAAAACUGAAGGAUGUUCGUUUUCGACUGUCGGCUCAACGAAGAGAGGUGGAGCAGACCAAUCAAUCAAGGGAGACACGCAUUGCAGAGAUUACCUCCUUACAGCAGCAGCUUCAGGACUCUCAGCAGUGGCUGGGACGACUCAUACCGGACAAACAGACCCUGAAUGAGCAGCUGAAGCAAGUCCAGCAGAACAGCCUGCAGCGGGACAGUCUUUCAUCACUACACAAAACAUUGGAACAGAAGGAAAUCCGCCGUCAGCAGCUCAGAGAGCAGCUGGAUGCAGUGGAGAGAGAAACCAGGGCUAAACUUCUGGAGAUUGAUGCGUUUAACACUCAACUCAAGUUUCUCUGUGAGUUCUAUGCCAACCACUGUGCCAGGAUAGAAGCCCUACGUCGGCAGCUUGGGGACGAGCAGAAAGGCAGACAGUCUGACCUUGAUGUAAUAUCUCCCCACGAAAGUUUCGGAUCAUCUUUUGGUGACUGUGAGCUGAGGGAAAUCCAUAGCCGACAACAGAAGCUGAAGCAAAAGGAAGCGGAGGGAGAUUCCCAGCUUGUUGCUCACAAUCUCUCUCAUAUUCCUUCAGAGAGAAAUUCCUCAGAGGUUCAGAAUACUAGGUUGUCAUCCGAUGAAAGCUCUUCUUGGAGAGACGACAUGGCAGCAAAGGCUCCCAGUCCUGUCUUAGGUUCAGGACCACAUGGUUGGCUUAAUAGAAUUACUCAAGAAGACGAAGAUCGUAAAAGAAGAGUAAUUGAGGAGGAAGUGGAAGGAAGGAAUGACGCCAAGGACGAUAAUGAGGAUGCAGCCAGAGACAAAGACAUGCAGGAAAAGCUCAACAAAUUGUUCAGCCAAUCUGCAGACCCCUGGACGUCAGCAGGGGAUAAGACGCCUGGGCCCAGUCUCUUUGACCAGAAGCCUCCAGUGAGUGGAUUCGAACAUCAGAGUGUGAAGGUGGUCUACUACAGAGCUCUGUAUCCCUUUGAGGCUCGCAGUCAUGAUGAAAUCACUAUCACACCAGGAGAUGUCAUCAUGGUGGAUGAGUCUCAGACCGGUGAGCCUGGUUGGUUGGGAGGAGAACUACGAGGCCGCACUGGUUGGUUUCCGGCCAAUUAUGCGGAGCGGAUACCUGCCAGUGAAGCACCUGUUAGUUUGCGUGGGGUUGCGACAUCCACACCUUCUGCACAACAGCCCAAUACUACUCCUCCCCCAGCUCCUGGACCGCCUACUUCUGCACCUUCUUCAAACAGCAAUUGGGCUGACUUUAGUACAACGUGGCCCUCAAAUGCAGGAAGUCAGGCAGAAAGCGAGGGGUGGGAUGCUUGGCCCUCCUCCACCCCACAAAACCCUUCACUCAGUGUCCCCUCUGCUCAGUUACGCCAGCGCUCUGCCUUCACACCAGCGACUAUGACCACAGGCUCUUCCCCUUCUCCUGUACUCGGACAGGGAGAGAAAGUGGAGGGUCUUCAAGCUCAGGCCUUGUACCCUUGGAGAGCCAAGAAAGACAACCAUUUGAACUUCAACAAAAAUGAGACAAUUACUGUGUUGGAACAACAAGAUAUGUGGUGGUUAGGGGAGCUGCAGUCUGGUCAAAGAGGCUGGUUUCCAAAAAGUUACGUCAAACUCAUCUCCACAAGUAUGCCACCAUCAGCUGCUGUCAUGCCACGCAAUAAAAACUCGAGUGACUCUGGACCAACAGAGAGCCCUCCAAAUGGGAAACGGCCUUCCCCCUCUCCAACCAAACCAGAAGCCGGUGAAGAGUACAUUGCCAUGUACACGUAUGAAAGCAGUGAACAGGGGGACCUGAGCUUUCAACAAGGAGAUGUUGUUAUAGUGACCCGUAAGGAAGGAGAUUGGUGGACAGGUGUUGUUAAUGGAAAAACUGGAGUUUUCCCAUCCAAUUAUGUGAAACCACGAGACUCUUCCUCUGAGUCGUUGUCGCUAUCUGGGAAGACUGGGAGCCUUGGAAAAAAACCAGAGAUUGCUCAGGUCAUUGCGCCUUAUACAGCUACUGGAGCAGAACAGUUGACAUUGGCUCCUGGACAACUCAUCCUUAUCAGGAAAAAGAAUCCUGGAGGCUGGUGGGAGGGCGAGUUACAGGCAAGGGGGAAGAAGCGUCAGAUAGGUUGGUUUCCAGCAAACUAUGUAAAGCUGCUAAGUCCUAGUACCAGCAAGACGACUCCAACAGAGCCCACGCCGCCCAAAGUGAUGGCUUCCAACUCAGCUUUGUGUCAGGUGAUCGGCAUGUAUGACUACGUGGCUCAGAAUGAUGAUGAGCUGGCCUUUCAGAAGGGUCAAGUGAUCACAGUCAUUAAUAAAGAUGACAGUGAUUGGUGGAAAGGAGAGCUGAACGGCAGAGAGGGCCUGUUUCCCAGCAACUAUGUAAAGCUCACCACCGACACGGAUCCCAGCACUCAGUGGUGUGCCGACCUCCACCUUCUGGACAUGCUCAGUCCAAUGGAGAGGAAGCGUCAGGGCUACAUCCAUGAACUCAUUGUAACAGAAGAAAAUUAUGUCAAUGACCUGCAGCUUGUCACUGAGAUCUUUCACAAGCCCCUGUUGGAAUGUGAACUGCUCACUGAGAAAGAAGUAGCCAUGAUCUUCGUCAACUGGAAGGAACUCAUCAUGUGCAAUAUUAAACUGUUAAAAGCUUUGCGGGUGAGGAAGAAGAUGUCGGGCGAUCGGAUGCCAGUGAAGAUGAUUGGCGACAUCUUGACCAAUCAGUUGCCUCACAUGCAACCCUACAUAAGAUUCUGUUCAUGUCAACUGAAUGGAGCCACGUUAAUCCAGCAGAAAACUGACGACAAUCCUGAAAUAAAGGACUUUCUCAAGCGAUUAGCCAUGGAUCCCCGAUGUAAAGGAAUGCCUCUCUCCAGCUUCCUGCUCAAACCCAUGCAGAGGGUCACUCGAUACCCCUUGAUUAUCAAAAAUAUUAUAGAAAACACUCCCGAGUCGCAUCCUGACCACAGCCAUUUGAAAGCUGCAUUGGAGAAGGCAGAAGAACUAUGCUCACAGGUGAAUGAAGGCGUGAGGGAAAAGGAAAACUCUGAUCGUCUUGAAUGGAUUCAGGCUCAUGUUCAAUGUGAAGGUCUCUCAGAGCAACUUGUGUUUAACUCCGUCACCAACUGUCUGGGACCAAGGAAGUUUCUCCACAGCGGAAAACUGUUCAAAGCUAAAAGCAGCAAAGAGCUCUACGGCUUUCUGUUCAACGACUUUCUACUGCUGACCCAGGUGACUAAACCUCUGGGCUUCUCUGGAUCGGACAAAGUAUUUUCCUCCAAGACUCACCUCCAGUAUCGCAUGUACAAGACGCCCAUCUUCCUUAAUGAAGUGUUAGUGAAGUUGCCCACAGACCCCUCGGGAGACGAACCACUCUUUCACAUCUCUCACAUUGACCGGGUCUAUACACUCCGAGCAGAAAGCAUUAAUGAAAGGACAGCCUGGGUUCAAAAAAUUAAGGCGGCGUCAGAGCUUUUCAUUGAAACGGAGAAAAAGAAGAGAGAAAAGGCAUAUCUAGUGAGGUCUCAGAGAGCUACAGGGAUCGGCCGACUCAUGGUCAACAUCGUGGAAGGAAUUGAACUGAAACCUUGUCGUUCACAUGGGAAAAGCAACCCGUACUGUGAAGUGACCAUGGGUUCCCAGUGCCAUAUCACAAAGACAUUACAGGACACGCUAAAUCCCAAAUGGAACUCCAACUGUCAGUUUUUCAUCAAAGACCUGGAACAAGACGUCCUCUGCAUCACUGUGUUUGAACGGGAUCAGUUCUCUCCUGACGAUUUUCUGGGAAGAACAGAGAUUCGAUUGGCUGAAAUAAAAAAGGACCAGGGCUCAAAGGGACCAAUCACAAAGCGUCUCCUGCUGCACGAGGUCCCUACUGGGGAGAUAGUGGCUUCACCUGUUCCCACACACUUCAUCUACAGCCCUCAGUACAUGCUCCUGACCAGAGGCAUAAGGCCAAGAGCAGACAGCAAUCACCGGAGGACGGCCAGCAGCACCACGGUCCGAGAGACCAUGUCUGUGAUGGGCCUGAACUUUAACAGACUCUUGUGGCCGCCUUGCUACGAAUAUGCUCAUGGUUCUUAA